Messenger RNA from Cucumis melo (muskmelon), 3711 nucleotides. RefSeq lists its product as uncharacterized. Gene Ontology annotation, cellular component: nucleoplasm; protein phosphatase 4 complex. The transcript has 24 exons. Gene Ontology annotation, biological process: protein dephosphorylation. The record is from RefSeq and is a predicted model, not a curated record. Gene Ontology annotation, molecular function: protein phosphatase activator activity. Lineage: Eukaryota; Viridiplantae; Streptophyta; Magnoliopsida; Cucurbitales; Cucurbitaceae. Bases 385 to 3012 code for a protein of 875 amino acids.
UUUUUUUUCUUUCUUUUUCCUUACAGCACGAAAAGUGGAAAGAAACACACCGGAGAAGAAGGAGGAGCGAACAAGAAACACGAAGAAAUACCAAAGAUUCGCCAUUGAAAAGCCUUUCUCUGCCACGUCUGUGCCGUCUAGGGUUUCUCUUCUCAACUCUUACUGAAGUAUCUUUCCUUCUUCUCUACUUACUUACUUUCUUCUUCUUCUUCUUCUUCUUCUUCUUCUUCUUCUUCUUCUUUUUCUUUUUAUUCUCCUCCUCCUCCUUCUUCUUCCUGUUUCAUCGUCUUGCAAAAACCCUAAUUCUUCAUGCACCUAUUUCAACUCUUCUUCACUCCACUUCAAGAUUGCCUUUGAAGUUGAGUCAAUCUUGCCUCUGUUCUCAUGGGUGCCCCAGAUAGAUCUCCGGCGACCUCCAAUUCUAUGCAGCGUGUCAAAGUAUAUCGUUUGAAUGACGAUGGUAAAUGGGAUGAUCAAGGAACUGGACAUGUUACUGUUGACUAUUUGGAGAGAUCAGAGGAAUUAGGAUUGUGUGUUGUUGAUGAAGAGGACAACGAGACUCUACUUCUUCACCGUAUUAGUUCAGAUGACAUUUACAGAAAGCAAGAAGAUACUAUAAUCUCUUGGAGAGAUCCAGAAUAUUCUACAGAGUUAGCUCUUAGCUUUCAAGAGACAACUGGAUGUUCAUACAUAUGGGAUCACAUUUGCAAUGCACAAAGGAAUCUACAUUUUAGUUCUCUCAACAAUGAUACGUUCCACAGCAUGAACAGUGAGUUGAGAGAGUUGCCUGCAAUUGAGCUAUCAACACUCCCCCUAAUACACAAGAUUGUUGUUGAAAGUGGCAUUACGGAUCAGAUGCGGUUAGUGGAACUCAUAGUUGCCAAUCAAGAUUUUUUCAAAAAGCUGAUGGACAUAUUUCAUAUCUGUGAAGACUUGGAAAAUCUUGAUGGUCUUCACAUGAUAUACAAAAUAGUCAGAGGGAUCAUCAUGCUGAAUAGCUCUCAGAUCUUUGAGAAAAUUUUUGGAGAUGAAUUAAUCAUGGACAUCAUUGGUUCUCUAGAAUAUGAUCCAGAGUUGUCUCAUGUCCAGCAUCAUCGUAACUAUUUAAAAGAGCAUGUCAUUUUCAAAGAGGCCAUACGCAUCAAGGAUCCGUUGGUUUUGUCAAAGAUACAUCAAACAUACAGAGUUGGCUAUCUAAAGGAUGUUGUUUUGGCUAGAGUAUUGGACGAGUCCACAAUUGCAAAUCUAAAUUCCAUUAUCCAUACAAACAAUGCGCUGGUUAUUUCAUUGUUGAAGGAUGACAAUACAUUUAUUCAGGAGUUGUUUGUAAAGUUGAAAUCGCCAACAACCUCUGAAGAAUCUAAGAAGAAUUUGGUACAUUUUUUGCACGAGUUUUGCAGUUUAAGUAAAAACUUACAGAUGGUUCAGCAGCUACGGCUAUUUCGGGAUCUUAUGAAUGAGGGUAUUUUCGAUGUCAUUGCUGAUGUUCUACAAAGUCCAGAUAAAAAGUUUGUGUUAACUGGGACAGAUAUCCUUAUUCUUUUCUUGAACCAAGAUCCAAAUCUUCUACGUUCUUAUGUUGUUAGGAAGGAAGGAAUUCCACUCCUAGGACUGCUGGUUGAAGGCUUGACUACGGAUUUUGGUGAGGAGAUGCACUGUCAGUUUUUUGAAAUCCUUCGAUGUUUACUGGAUUCCUACUCACUAGCAGGAGCAGCCCAGAGAGAAACUGCCAUCGAGACAUUCUAUGAGAAUCAUUUCGGUCAAUUAAUUGAUGUUAUGGCAGUGUCAUGCCCUUCAGAAGGGAGGGUAGUAAAGCCCGAAAUACUAUCCAACAUUUGUGAAAUGCUUUGCUUUUGUGUUCUGCACCAUCCUUACAAAAUAAAGAGCAACUUUCUAGUGAAUAAUGUUAUAGAUAAAGUGUUGUUACUGACUCAUAGAAGGGAAAAAUAUUUGGUUGUUGCAGCUAUUCGGUUUGUUCGAACUAUUUUGUCUCGACAUGAUGAUGAAUUGAUAAGUCAUUUUAUAAAAAAUAAUCUUCUAAAACCAAUUAUAGAUGCCUUUGUUGCUAAUGGGAAUCGUUACAAUCUGCUCAACUCUUCUGUUCUAGAUUUGUUCGAUUAUAUCCGCAAGGAAAAUCUAAAAUCUUUAGUUAAGUACAUAGUUGAUUCAUUCUGGAACCGGUUGGUCCAGUUUGAGUAUUUGGCUGCAAUUCAGUCUCUAAAAGUAAAAUAUGAACAGUGCCUAGAAGAUUUUGGUACAAGAGGCACAACUACUAAUGUGUUAGACCCUAGAAAAAGAAUCGAGGAGCGUGCUUUGGAGAAAGAAGAAGAAGACUAUUUUAAUGAAGAGAGUGAUGAGGAGGAUACUGCAACUGCAUCUGCAUCUGCAACUGCAUCUGUUUCAAAUGUACAGAGAGCGCAAUCUCCAUCUGUUCUAUGUAAUGGAGUUCCUGCAAGUUACCCUCCAUCAAGUCCUCGACCUGGUGGUGGACUUGUUGACUAUGACGACGACGAGGAUGAUGAUGACUUCAACUACAAGCCACCACCAAGAAAACAAUCAGAAGCAGUGGAAGAAGAUGAUGGAGCAUUCCUCAAGUUGAAACGGAAACCUUUUCAAAAGGAGAAGGAUUCCGAGAAGAUGAAAAAGCAGCGACCAGGUAAAAACUCUAAGACAAAAGAUGGUGUAUUUGCUGCCUUGUGUUCAACACUGAGCCAAGCGGUUCUUCCGAAUAAGAAUGCAGCAAGCUCUCAUUCUAGGUCUCGUCCAAUUGAAGGGAACACAAGUUCAGAACACGAGAGCCCAAAAGAGACAGAUGAGAAUGCUUCAAGAAGCUCAACCGAUGAUGGCAGUAGCAGUUUGGACGAGGGGAACCAGACAGAAAAGCAAUCAAUUUCUCCUAAGAAAUGUUCUGAUCCAAUACAUAAACCUUCAGAUAAUAGACAGUUGAGUGGAGACGACUGUUCAUUGAUUCCUCCAAACUCCUCUCCUGAAAUGACUGUAAAUGGAUCGUAGGUUCUCUCUUCAUUGCAGGUGAUUGCAGUUCUUCAUUGCAGGUGAUUGCAGUUCUCUUCCAUUUUCGUUUGCCUUGUGAAUAUGCUUUGGUGCGAAAAGGGACCUGGACUAGUCUUGGAUCGACAACUUCAAAAGGAUGCUAGUCUUGGAACAAAUUAGCUUCGAGGCUUUCCAUCAAAGGCAGUGGAGCUAAUUGAUGCCUGUAUAAUAAUGUACUGACAAAGUGGUGGAUUGGAAGCCUUGUGUUGCAUUCGAGCGCCCAAACAACCUUCCACCAAACCGUUUUUUCUAUCGCGAGUUUAGAGAACUGUUGCUUUAAGUUGAACAGUUGUUGGCAUCAAUUUUGUUAUCUGAUUUCAACCCCUUCCCCCCACUCCCACCCCAAACCUAAAAGAGAUAGAGGGGGUGUAUACAAAUAUUUAUAUCCCAUGGGUUCAGCUGUGUAAAACUAAUGUCAUUCAGUAGAUAGGGACGAGCAAGCCCCUACCAAAGAAUAUGGAUUUUAUUACUUACAUUGCUCAUUUAGUUAGGGUUGGGUUGGGCGGGGUCAAAUUUUAUCUUUACGCUCUACCAAGCUUGUCCAUCUGAAAUGUAGUCUAGACGUCUGUAUAGCGGACUUUGAAUUCAAUUACUCUUUUAUCUUUGCCUUUUGGAGAGUAUUUUUUGGGGAGUUAUGGAUCUGUUUUGCUUUGGCAGGAA